Messenger RNA from Drosophila simulans, 1516 nucleotides. RefSeq lists its product as uncharacterized. The coding region runs from base 341 to 1219 and encodes 292 amino acids. The record is from RefSeq and is a predicted model, not a curated record. Lineage: Eukaryota; Metazoa; Arthropoda; Insecta; Diptera; Drosophilidae. The transcript has 2 exons.
GCUCCUCCACGGCUCGCAAGCACCGCUGCUCGCGCUCUCCUUCUCUUCUCUCGCUCUCCUCCCUUCCCGCAAGGUAUUCACCACUCCGCGGUCCCGCGUUAUUUCUACUGUUAGUGUUAAGGUAGUUGUAAUUGAGCAGUGCGUGAAUAAAGAACGACAGGUUGAAGUCAACCCCGCGCGUUUUUAAUUUCGGGGAAAAUUUCAGCAGCCGCCGCAGCAACCACAACCAAAGGAAUCUUUCCGCCCACUCCAUUUCAUGGUCCUUCGAGCCGGAUGAGCUCUGAUCCUGCCAGCGCUCCUUGCGGAAAAUUCAAGAUAAACUUACUCACUUCCUCCAAUAAUGGCUCCGCGACCUCGUGCCACCCAGUCGUUGGAAAGCAGACGUACUCGAGGUAUCAAAUCCUACCGCUGCCGAGUCUGCUCUGGAAUCCAUGCACUUCGGAAGUGCAAGAGGUUCCACAAACUGAGCGCUGAAAAGCGCCUUCGGGCAGUACUUAUUAAUAAGUACUGCUCGAACUGCCUCGCCCAUCAGCACUCAGGAGGAGACUGUCGCAGCCAAGAGGGAUGCAAGAAGUGUGGAGGAGACCACCACACCCUACUCCACAUGCACGAGGUCCUCCCCGCUCCGAACCCGGCAGCGCUACCAGCUCCGACGCGCAGAGAGCGCCAUCCCGCUGCACCUCGUCCGGUCCGGAUUUCCCGCACUCCGCCACCAGCCCCAGUCGCCAACAAUCGCCCGCGUCAGCAGCAACAGAAGGCUGUCCCCAUACUGCCUACAGCCAUCGUCGUGCUGGACACGGGCUCGAAGACCUUCGAGACCGGGGCCAUGAUCGACCCAUGCAUGCCGGUGAGCAGCAUCGACCGGUCGUUAGCGGCUGCGUUCCGGCUGCCCAUCACUCGGCUGGGAAGCAACGAGAUCUGCUCGGUGACACUCCGGUCCCGAACCAGCACCUUCCGACUCAACGUCGUCCUGAAGAUCGAACCCAGCCUAAGGAUCCGGACACCCAUCCGAGCUCUGAGCGACGCCGCCAGGGCCAAGUUUGACGGUGUUCGUCUCGCGGACGAGCGCUUCCACCGGCCGGCCUCCAUCUCCCUCGUGUUGGGAUCAGAUGUAUAUGCCAAUUUGAUCCAACCGGGGUUCCUAAAAAUUGAGGAUGGGUUGCCCGUCGCGCAGAACACGGUGUUCGGAUGGACCGUUUCUGGAACGUGCGCGAAAUGAAGAGGACGAUCCUGAUGUCUAGCCGGCCAGGGAUACCUUUGCCUACGCAAGGGGGGGGAGAAUGUUCACGCCAGAAGGGCGCAAACAGUUGAGCGGCAGUGUAAGCGGCCAAUGCUUGUACUCGAAGCUCCUCCACGGCUCGCAAGCACCGCUGCUCGCGCUCUCCUUCUCUUCUCUCGCUCUCCUCCCUUCCCGCAAGGUAUUCACCACUCCGCGGUCCCGCGUUAUUUCUACUGUUAGUGUUAAGGUAGUUGUAAUUGAGCAGUGCGUGAAUAAAGAACGACAGGUUGAAGUCAA